UUAUAAUUAUACAUAAUUUUAAUUUUAUUAUUUUAACUUUAACUUAAAAAAUGAAGUUUAACUGAAAAUCAACUCCACACCUUAUUCACCUUUUAGAUUUUUUUUUAUUAUUUUUAAUAUAUAAGAAAAGAAUGAUAAUUUAGAAAAUUCUUACUACUACGAUUUAAUAUAUAAAUACAUAAAAUUUAUGUAUUUAAUAGAUUCUAUCGAUCACAAUGAACUGACAGUCAUGGAUUUUGCGAAGUCUUUAUUCUCUUUUUGUUGGCAAUUGUCGUUUUUGCAGUGGUCAGGUUUAUUUGGCUUAAUUAUAAUGUCGUUGAUUUUCGAAACUCCUCUGCUUCAUGUAGCCUUCUGUUUUUGCUGCAUUCAUCCAACGCAAAACCAGCAAAGAUUCAUAGCUUUAAAGCUUCUUCAAUAAUAAAGUGAGUAUCAUGUCUUCCUUCUAUUUUUUUAAAUGGAGAACUUUCUUCUCUUUUCCCUCUCUAUCCUCCUCUUGAACUCUCUACUUCAUGGAGGAUUAGCCAUUGCUGCAAAAACAAAAGAUGGAUUAGAAGAAUGGGGAUAUGCUCCUGUCAGACCCAAAGCACAGAUGUUUUGGUGGCUUUAUAAAAGUCCUAACAGAGUUGAGAAUCCCUCCAAGCCAUGGCCGAUCAUUCUUUGGCUGCAGGGAGGACCUGGUGCAUCAGGUGUUGAGUUAGGCAAUUUUAAGGAGGUUGGUCCAUUGGACUCCAAUUUGAAACCUCGAAAUUCAACAUGGCUUCAAGUAGCUGAUCUCUUGUUUGUUGACAAUCCAGUUGGAACAGGAUUCAGUUUUGUGGAGGACACAAAUCUGUUGGUGAAAAAUGAUGAGGAGGCAGCAGCUGAUUUAACUAGAUUGUUGCAGAAUAUCUUUACUAGAAAUAAGAACCUGCAAAAGAGUCCUCUGUACAUUGUCGCAGAGUCUUACGGAGGGAAAUUUGCAGUAACUCUUGCAUUGUCAGCUCUAAAAGCCAUAGAAGCAGGGACAUUGAAGCUCAAAGUUGGAGGAGUGGCAUUGGGUGAUAGUUGGAUCUCCCCAGAAGAUUUUGUGCUUUCAUGGGGUCCUCUUCUGAAAGAUAUGUCGCUGCUCGAUAAGAAAGAUUUUGAGAUUGUAGACAGUAUGGCUCAGAAGAUUAAGCAACAAAUCAGAGAUGGCCUCUACAUCAAUGCAACAUAUUCUUGGACUGAGCUUGAAGAAGUCAUUCAACAAAGAAGCAACUAUGUGGAUUUUUAUAAUUUUUUGUCUAAGGAUACAGAAUCUGGUUCUUCAUCCUCAGUGACAGCUUCAAGAGUGCAAUUAUCUAAGAAAAUUGCAUUGCAGAAAUACUCUAAAUAUCUAAUUUCUCAGAGGUCUACUCCAGGUGGUAGUGAUGAUGAACAGCGUGAUUUAAUGAAUGAUAUAAUUAGAAAGAAGCUCAAGAUUAUCCCUGAUGAUAUCAAAUUUGAUCAACAGUCAGAUUAUGUUUUUCAAGCAAUGCAAGGUGAUUUUAUGAAAGCAAGAAUUAAAGAGGUUGAUGAGCUUUUAGCUAAAGGGGUAAAUGUGACCAUAUAUAAUGGGCAGCUUGAUCUGAUUUGUGCAACAAAGGGGACAGAAGCAUGGAUUGAGAAGCUGAAGUGGGAAGGGCUCCAGAACUUUCAGAGCAAGGAUAGAAUUCCCUUAUUUUGUGGUAAAGAGAGGGUUGCAAGAGGAUUCACCAAGUCAUACAAGAAUCUGCACUUCUAUUGGAUUCUUGGAGCUGGCCAUUUUGUACCGGUGGAUGAGCCCUGCAUUACACUGAAGAUGAUGACUGCCAUAACACAAUCACCUGCACUACUAUCUAAUUAAGGAAUUGAGCACAUGGCUUUUAUUAAUUUU
Molecule: messenger RNA, 1873 nt
Organism: Hevea brasiliensis (rubber tree)
Lineage: Eukaryota; Viridiplantae; Streptophyta; Magnoliopsida; Malpighiales; Euphorbiaceae
Product: serine carboxypeptidase-like 51
Exons: 14
Coding region: 455-1843 (462 amino acids)
Biological process (GO): proteolysis
Molecular function (GO): serine-type carboxypeptidase activity
Source: RefSeq, a predicted model, not a curated record